AUGGCAUCCUCCUCUUCAGUCAUUAUCCUUGCCGCUCUCCUUGCGUUGGUCUUAUGGCAGGCCAUUGCCUCUGAUCCUAGCCCACUCCAGGACUUUUGUGUCGCCGACAUGCAUUCACCAAUGCGUGUCAAUGGGUUUGUUUGCAAGAACCUGAUGGAAGUCAAUGGGGAUGACUUUUUCAAGGCAGCCGCUCUGGACAAGCCUAGGGUCACCAACAAGGUUGGAUCCAACGUGACUUUGAUCAAUGUCAUGCAGAUUGCUGGACUCAACACCCUCGGCAUCUCAAUUGCGCGCAUCGACUAUGCUCCCUUGGGUCAGAACCCACCACAUACGCACCCUCGCGCCACUGAGAUCCUCACAGUGCUCGAGGGGACACUGUACGUUGGCUGUGUCACAUCCAACCAGCCCGCCCCCAACAGAAACAAGUUCCUCUCUAAGGUGCUCAACAAAGGUGAUGUGUUUGUCUUCCCCGUGGGGCUCAUCCACUUCCAAUUCAACCCCAACCCCUACAAGCCAGCUGUUGCAAUUGCCGCGCUCAGCAGCCAGAACCCAAGGGCUAUCACAAUUGCCAAUGCAGUGUUUGGGUCCAAGCCACCAAUAUCAGAUGAUGUUCUUGCCAAGGCAUUUCAGGUGGAAAAGAAUACAAUAGACUAUCUCCAGGCUCAAUUCUGGGAGAACAAUCAGUACUAA
This is a messenger RNA of Aegilops tauschii subsp. strangulata, 690 nucleotides long. RefSeq names its product germin-like protein 8-11. NCBI's taxonomy places the organism in Eukaryota, Viridiplantae, Streptophyta, Magnoliopsida, Poales, Poaceae. The record is from RefSeq and is a predicted model, not a curated record. Gene Ontology annotation, molecular function: manganese ion binding.